CGCCCCGAAUCAAACACGCGCUAGGGUUCGCUCUCUCACCUCCCCUACGCCGCCGCAGCCCGGCCGCCGACGCAGAUGGCCCAGCGCUGGCGCUCGAGGGCGCGGCGGGACCCUGACCUGGACGACGAGGAAGCCUCCCCGCCGGUGCGGCGGCGCAGGGCGGCCCGCAGAGGAGGCGGCGGCAGCGACGACGACGACGAGGCGGGCAACGAGGACCUCAGCCUCGAGAUCGUCGCGCGGGCGCGGCGGCGGGGCGAGUGUAGCGCCGGGUCCGCGUUCGACGUACUCUCGUCCGGGGACGAGGUCGACGAGGACGCCGUGGUGGAGCUCGGCGAGGCGGACCCCAGCAGCAGCAGGAAGCUGAAGCAUAAGAAGAAGCGGCGGAAGGAGAAGAAGAAGCAGCGGAGGGAGGUUCAUGAGGCUGCAGCUGCAGCUGCCGCCGGUGAGAAGGUGGAGUCUCAUGUUGCUGUUGCUGGGACCCAGGAGGUGCAAACUGGCACAACAGAGUCAGUGCUCACUGAAGAUGGGCCUGACGUCCCUUUAUCUGACAAUAUAGUUCUGCGGAAGCUUCUUCGCAUACCAAGAUAUUUUGAUCCUGGGGAAACUAUAUUGGAAACAUGCUUUAACUGUGGUGAGGAGGGUCAUGUAGCUGUGAACUGCCCAAUAGAAAAGCGGAAGAAGCCUUGCUUUGUUUGUGGGUUGUUUGGGCACAAUUCAAAGCAGUGCACGCAGGGUCAAGACUGUUUCAUCUGCAAAAAAGGAGGUCAUAUUGCAAAAGAGUGCCCUGAAAAGCACAAUAGGAAAACUCAGCAGUCCACAUUUUGUUUAAAGUGUGGAGAAUCAGGACAUGAUAUGUUUGGAUGUGCUAAUGAUUAUCCACAGGGUGAUGUUAAGGAAAUAAAAUGCUAUGUGUGUAACCAGAAAGGUCAUCUAUGCUGCGCUGACUUCUCUGAUAUUUGUCUAAAGGAAGUUAGUUGUUAUAAUUGUGCCCAACCUGGUCAUUCUGGUUUGGGAUGUGCCAAGCAAUGCAGAGAAGCUAGUACCGCGACAACUCCAACUUUGUGUUACAAAUGUGGUGAGGAAGGCCACUUCGCACGUGGGUGUACAAAGAGUACUAAGUCUAAUCAUAUGAAAGGUGAAUCAUCUGCACAUAGUCGGAAAAAAGGCAAAGGCAAAAAUGAUUUUGGCGCUAGAUCGGCUCCUUAUGAUGCGCGCAAGACAAGUAAAAGGAAAAGCCCCUUAUUUGAGGAAAGAAGGAACACACCUCAUUUUAAAUCCAAAGCUAGGGGUGGUUGGAUAGCUGAUGAUGCAGAUGACCAGCCAUACAAGAAGUACAAACCCAAUGCGUGGGCUUCUCCAUCUACCCCUAAGAAGCAAUACAGUAACCAUCAGUUCUCUUCUGGUGGUGACUACUCAACUCCUCAGUCUUCAAGAUGGCAAAGAAAUGGUUUUGCAUCGCCUAGCUCAACUUAUUCACCAAAUGCGAGGAAGCAUAGCUUCUCGUCGUCGAGAUUUGCCAGCAACACGCAUGUCCGUUUUGGAAGAAGCUAGCUCGAAGUUUGCUUUUUUGGUUUUGCAAUUCUGUUUACAAUUACAUCGAUCAGCUGUUAUGACUGCAAGGGCUGUUUGUUGUAUCUUAGAUUACACAUGUGCAACUUUACUUUCUGCUCGGAGCCAAGGCGUUUCCUCGGUCAA
Molecule: messenger RNA, 1695 nt
Organism: Oryza brachyantha (malo sina)
Lineage: Eukaryota; Viridiplantae; Streptophyta; Magnoliopsida; Poales; Poaceae
Product: zinc finger CCHC domain-containing protein 7-like
Exons: 7
Coding region: 76-1551 (491 amino acids)
Molecular function (GO): zinc ion binding; nucleic acid binding
Source: RefSeq, a predicted model, not a curated record